Cuscuta europaea is the source of this 934-nucleotide messenger RNA. NCBI's taxonomy places the organism in Eukaryota, Viridiplantae, Streptophyta, Magnoliopsida, Solanales, Convolvulaceae. The record is from the annotation of a GenBank genome assembly.
GGGACGCGAGUACGUAAGGUGGGUGAACUCAGUCCUCAAAUUUGUACCAAUCAAACAGGUGCUCACCUUGGAACACUUCAAAUCUGGUUUGAUAUAAGAAAGGAAUGCUAUGGGACCAUUACAAAGUGGCUUGAGUUUGCUUUUGAGAGACGAGUUGAGAAGUUAGAGUUGCUCCUUCUGAAUUAUGAAUGUGACGAUGAACAAUUAGAGGACAGGUAUGUCUUCCCGGAAGACAUCUUGUUCCAAAACAGCAGUGAUAUCCCUCACCAAAGUACUACACUUUUCAACUUCAAUUCCCUGAAAGCACUGUGUUUGACCUAUGUUUCGAUCAGUGAUGAAGCUAUUGAGUUUUUCUUGCGCAACUGCACAUCACUGGAGCAAUUAGUUCUUGAAGACGUAAAUCAAUUAUCAAAUCUUGAAGUUUGUGGUCCAUCUCUCGUGUUAAAAAGAUUGUAUAUGAUGUAUUGCUUUGAUUUGGUAUCCGCACCAAACCUCACUUCGCUUGCAGUUAUGGAAAACAAUGGACUCGUGCUUGAGAGUGUCCCAAUGCUUGUUGAUUUAGACGUUCUCUGUCAGAGAGACCGAAUUCCAUUGCAGGUGAUAUUGUGCGGUUCAACUUCCCUGAGAUGCAUGGUUUAAAGAAACUGGUUGUAGUUUUUUACACAACACGUGAUGAAAUUCUUGUUGGACUAAUGGCAUUCAUUAGGAUAUCUCCCAACCUAGAAGAACUUGUGUUAAAGGUUACAUUGUUCUCGGAUUUGUCAUUGGGUAGGAGACGAAUUAAUAAGGGGACACCAUUUCCACACCAACACCUUAAGGUGCUCAAGUAUUUAGGCUAUUACGGCCACGGCAGUGAUUUGGAACUAGUGAAGUCCAUUUUGGAACUAGAUCUUUUGCAUGGGCCACCAGAUCCUGCUGAGUCGGAAUAUGAACA